Scaptodrosophila lebanonensis is the source of this 2294-nucleotide messenger RNA. It is a transcript of the gene Sec10, whose product is annotated as exocyst complex component 5. The record is from RefSeq and is a predicted model, not a curated record. The transcript is spliced from 6 exons. The coding region runs from base 73 to 2202 and encodes 709 amino acids. Gene Ontology annotation, biological process: exocytosis; Golgi to plasma membrane transport. Gene Ontology annotation, cellular component: exocyst; cytoplasm. NCBI's taxonomy places the organism in Eukaryota, Metazoa, Arthropoda, Insecta, Diptera, Drosophilidae.
AAGAAGAACGCUUUGUUGUAUACGCCUACGAUUGAUUAGAAAAGUGGGUAAGCAAAAAAAAAAUAAAAUAAAAUGCUAUCCCAAUACAUGGAAGAGUUCGAACAGGACCCCUUUGAAGUGGGCGAGUUCAUUGAACGGCUAACCUGGCGUACAAACAAUGAGUUGCAAAGCAGCGAUGAAUUCAGCCCUCUUGCGCUGCAUGAUACAUUUAUACAGACCAUUAAAGAUUUGAAAAUACUACAGGAGAAACAUCAAAGCAAAUGCGAACGGCUUGAAGAGUCGCUUCGACAAGAGAAGGAGGCGCAUGCCAAAAGGGUAGCGAAGCUGCAGGAACGUCAUCAGAUAGCCAUCGACUGUUUCGGGGAGCUGGACGAGAAGAUUAACUCGGUGGCUGGAAAAAUAAAGCAUUUGGGCCAGCAGCUGGAAAAUGUUAAUACGCCACGUAGUCGUUCCGUUGAAGCACAAAAGCUGCUUAGCUACAUGUCUGAGUUUCUUAUAUCCGGCCCCAUUGUAAACGAUAUAUUUACUGAUGCAGCUCGCCUGAACGAAGCGGCUGAUGUAAUACAAAAACUGUAUACGAUUUCACAGGAUUUGCCACCGGGAAAUUUCGCAGAGUCAAAGCGCAAAAUUGAGAAAAAAUAUGAUGAGGUGGAAAGGCGACUAAUCGAAGAAUUUGCCACUGCCCAAAAGAGUGAAGAUAUUGAGCGAAUGAAAGCUCUGGCGCAAAUACUAUCUCAGUUCAAGGGCUAUGCACAGUGUGUGGAUGCCUACAUUGAGCAGAGUCAGAUGACGCCGUAUAGUGGCAAGGAUAUUUUCAUAGGCAUAGUACCAUUGUGCAAGCAUCAUUAUGAAAUUAUCAAAAAGGUGUUUGCCAAUCCGCAGCAGGUAAUGUCAAAGUUCAUAUUGAAUAUCUAUCAGUUGAAGCUCCAUCAGUACGCCAUGACCAAGCUAGAAGACAAAAAGAAUGAGGAGAAAUACUUGCGCACGCUUUAUGAGCUUUACUCACGCACCCUAAAGCUCUCUACAGAUCUGCAAAUCUACAUGUCUACCAUUGAUGAUGAUCUGCUGCAAAAACUUACACAACAGAUUUUCAUGAAACAUCUUGCCGGGUAUGCAGAAAUGGAAACCAAAUGUCUGACAACUAAAUGUUCAACGGAGCUGGAGAAAUUCUAUGCCAGCAAGAAGCAUCAAAAGACUCAAAAAACAACUACUUUUCGACGCAACAUGGAGGUGUUAAUUGCCACACGUGCCAAUAUUAACAUAGCAGCCAUUGAGGAUUAUGGCGGCGAAACAUUUCUUUCGGAGGAACUAGCCAUAAAUAUGUUGCAAGAGGCGAAGGCCUCGUUUAAGCGUUGCAGGCUAUUAUCAACAGAGGCUGAGCUUCCAAGCAAUGCCAUUAAGCUAAACGACAUUUUACUACGUUUCCUAAUGCAUGAGCAUGUAGAUUAUGCACUCGAAUUAGGACUGCAGGCAGUACCAUUGGCUGAGGGCAAAAUCUUUCCACAGUUGUAUUUCUUCGAUGUGGUACAAAAAACAAAUAUUAUUGUUCAUUUGCUGGAUAAGCUGUGCAAUACAUCGAUUAUACCAUGUGUGAGCAACACGGCCAAAUAUUCCGAUUAUGUUUUCAAAAAGCGUAUUCUUAUGGAACAAAUUGAGACGAAGCUGGAUCAGGGGUUGGAUCGUUCCAUAAGCGCUGUAAUUGGUUGGGUCAAAGUUUACUUGCAGUACGAACAAAAAAAGACAGACUAUAAACCCGAGACUGACGUGGAUACUAUUUCAUCAGCGGCUUGUUUGCAAGUUGUGCAAAAUCUGCAGCCCGUUAUUGUGCAGAUCAAAAAAUGUGUGGAUGGUGAGAAUCUACAAAAUGUCCUCACUGAAUUUGGCACACGUUUGCAUCGCGUUAUCUACGAUCAUUUGCAAACAAUGCAGUUUAACACAGCAGGUGCCAUGUGCGCCAUUUGUGAUGUUAACGAAUAUCGUAAAUGUAUACGUGAUCUAGAUAGUCCACUCGUGACACAAUUGUUUGAUAUUCUACAUGCCUUGUGUAAUUUGCUACUCGUAAAGCCCCAAAAUCUUCAAGAGGUUUGCACAGGUGACACAUUGAAUUAUCUGGACAAGUCAGUGGUGCGACAAUUCAUACAAUUGCGCACUGAUUUUCGCUUCAUCAAGAAUACGAAUUAUCUGAAGGGUAUUAUCGAGUAAAAUGAAUUGCGAUUGUCGUCAAUGCAAUUGUACAAUCAAUUUUGUCACAUUCCCAUGUCAGAAUGAGUUUUACUUACCGUGUUUGGAUUAAA